AUGAAAGAAAAGAUAAAGGAUAACAAGGAAAAAAUAAAGGUCAACAAACAAUUACCUUAUCUUGUGGGUAAUGUUGUUGAGUUACUCGAUAUGGAUCCAAACGAUGAACCCGAGGAAGAUGGUGCUAAUGUUGACCUUGAUGCAGUUCGAAAAGGAAAAUGUGCCGUAAUCAAGACUUCAACACGUCAGACAAUUUUCUUGCCCUUAAUCGGUCUUGUUGAUCCAACCACUUUAAAACCAGGAGAUUUAAUCGGCGUAAAUAAAGACAGUUAUUUGGUUCUAGACACAUUACCUGCUGAAUAUGACUCACGUGUUAAAGCUAUGGAAGUCGACGAAAAACCCACCGAGGAUUAUAAUGAUAUUGGUGGUUUAGACAAACAAAUUGAAGAAUUGGUGGAGGCGAUUGUAUUACCAAUGUCACAUGCUGAAAGAUUCAAAAAUUUGGGUAUAAAACCGCCAAAAGGAGUAUUGAUGUAUGGGCCACCCGGUACUGGAAAAACAUUACUAGCAAGAGCUUGCGCAGCUCAAACUAAAUCCACAUAUCUAAAGUUGGCUGGUCCACAGCUCGUUCAGAUGUUUAUUGGUGAUGGUGCCAAACUUGUUCGUGAUGCUUUUAACCUGGCUAAAGAGAAGUCGCCUGCAAUUAUUUUCAUUGAUGAAUUGGACGCUAUAGGAACAAAACGUUUUGAUAGCGAAAAAAGUGGUGACCGUGAAGUACAGAGAACUAUGUUGGAAUUAUUGAAUCAACUCGACGGUUUCAGCAGCGACGAAAGGAUUAAAGUGAUUGCUGCGACAAACCGUAUUGACAUUCUUGAUCCCGCGCUUUUACGAUCAGGACGUCUUGAUAGAAAGAUAGAAUUCCCACUUCCAAAUGAAGAGGCACGUGCACGUAUUCUUCAAAUCCAUUCACGUAAAAUGACCGUUGGAACAGAGGUUAAUUACGAGGAAUUGGCACGUUGCUGUGAUGAAUUUAAUGGAGCUCAAUGUAAAGCUGUCUGUGUAGAAGCUGGUAUGUUGGCUUUGAGGAGAGGAGCAACUGAACUGAGCCAUGAAGAUUUUAUGGAUGGUAUUCAAGAAGUAAUGGCAAAGAAAAAGACGUCUUUACAAUAUUAUGCUUGA
Molecule: messenger RNA, 1119 nt
Organism: Rhizophagus irregularis DAOM 181602=DAOM 197198
Lineage: Eukaryota; Fungi; Glomeromycota; Glomeromycetes; Glomerales; Glomeraceae
Product: 26S proteasome regulatory subunit 6A
Biological process (GO): proteasome-mediated ubiquitin-dependent protein catabolic process
Cellular component (GO): proteasome regulatory particle, base subcomplex
Molecular function (GO): proteasome-activating activity; ATP binding; ATP hydrolysis activity
Source: RefSeq, a predicted model, not a curated record